Myotis brandtii (Brandt's bat) is the source of this 1752-nucleotide messenger RNA. It is a transcript of the gene OXGR1, whose product is annotated as oxoglutarate (alpha-ketoglutarate) receptor 1. The record is from RefSeq and is a predicted model, not a curated record. Bases 17 to 1030 code for a protein of 337 amino acids. Gene Ontology annotation, biological process: G protein-coupled receptor signaling pathway. NCBI's taxonomy places the organism in Eukaryota, Metazoa, Chordata, Mammalia, Chiroptera, Vespertilionidae. Gene Ontology annotation, molecular function: G protein-coupled receptor activity. Gene Ontology annotation, cellular component: plasma membrane. The transcript has a single exon.
AUGAAAGGAGACAACCAUGAAUGAGCCACUAGACAAUUUUACAAACACUUCUGAUUUCCCCGAUUAUGCAGCUGCUUUUAGAAAUUGCACUGAUGAAAAAAUCCCACUCAAGAAGCACUACCUCCCUGUUAUUUACGGCAUCAUCUUCCUGGUGGGCUUUCCGGGGAACGCAGUGGCAAUUUCCACUUACAUUUGCAAAAUGCGGCCCUGGAAAAGCAGCACGGUCAUCAUGCUGAACCUGGCCUGCACCGACCUGCUCUAUCUCACCAGCCUCCCUUUCCUGAUCCACUACUACGCCAGCGGCGAAAACUGGAUCUUUGGCGAUUUCAUGUGCAAGUUCAUCCGCUUCGGUUUCCAUUUCAACCUGUACAGCAGCAUCCUCUUCCUCACCUGCUUCAGCAUCUUCCGUUACUUUGUGAUCAGCCACCCGAUGAGCUGCUUUUGCAUUCACAAAACUCGGUGGGCCGUGGUGGCCUGUGCUGGGGUGUGGAUCAUUUCCCUGGUGGCUGUCGUUCCCAUGACUUUCCUGAUCACAUCAACCACCAGGACCAACAGCUCUGCCUGCCUUGACCUCACCAGUUCAGAUGACCUCACUACCAUCAAGUGGUACAAUCUGAUUUUGACUGCCACGACCUUCUGCCUUCCCCUGGUGAUAGUGACACUCUGCUAUGCCAUGAUUAUCUACACCCUCAACCAAGGGCCGAGGACUCACAGCGGCCUGAAGCGGAAAGCUCGGAGGCUAACCAUCCUGCUACUUCUUGUGUUUUAUAUAUGUUUUUUACCCUUCCAUAUCCUGAGGGUCAUUCGGAUUGAAUCUCGCCUGCUUUCCAUCAGCUGCUCCGUUGAGAAUCAGAUCCAUGAAGCUUACAUCUUUUCUAGGCCCUUAGCCGCCCUGAACACCUUUGGUAACCUGUUACUGUACGUGGUGGUCAGCGACAACUUUCAGCAGGCCAUCUGCUCCAUGGUGAGAUGCAAAGCCAGUGGGGACCUGGAGCAAGCAAAAAAGAUCAGUUACUCAAACAACCCUUGACAAACUUCACUUACUCAACCAAAGAGAAAAGCCUCCUGGUACUUCCCCUGUACUUUCUAAUUAGGCCAGAAUAUCUCCUUCAGUGGAACUCAGUAAACAUUGUGCAUUCAUGUGUCAAGGCCAGGGCAGAACUGCUGGAGUCCUUUGCAACCCACUUGUUGAGUUCCUUCCUUAGGUAGACCUAAGAAGGGGCUACAUGCAUAUCAGUAAAGGGUUAAAAUGUACAACUGGAACUAUUAAAACUCAGGGCCCUGUCGGAGGGAAAACACUUGCCCUCGGUCUCAGUAAGUUAGCACCUAUAGGAGAAAGACAACUUUCACUCAUGGUUUUAUACUCCUUUAUACUGGGGCCUAUUUGUACUGAACCCCAAGACUAUUCAAGGCACUAUUUGUAUCUUUUUCAAUAUUCUUUUUUUUUUACAUUUCAUAUCUUUAAACCUCUUUUUCAAAUUUUGCUUUGAGAUUAUUAAACUAUAUUUUUCACUAAGCUUUAGUCAAUUUUGUAGAUUAAAGCAAGUCAGUACCAUCCACUUGAGAUUUCAAAGAUGUCAAUGCAAAUGACUAAAAUGAAUACCUGCAAGGUAAUUGGGGUAUUAUAAGUAUUGUUAUAGAUAAUUUUUCAAGUUGUUAUUAGAUUUAUAAAAAAUAUCAAGUUAAUAUUGGUUAUUACCAACAUGUUCUGGGGAGGGAGGAGGAACUUUUGGGGAACAGAAGUACUUUUAA